Messenger RNA from Biomphalaria glabrata, 2814 nucleotides. RefSeq names its product extracellular serine/threonine protein kinase four-jointed-like. The transcript has 6 exons. The record is from RefSeq and is a predicted model, not a curated record. NCBI's taxonomy places the organism in Eukaryota, Metazoa, Mollusca, Gastropoda, Planorbidae. The coding region runs from base 228 to 1895 and encodes 555 amino acids. Gene Ontology annotation, biological process: cell-cell signaling.
AUAUUUGUUAAUUUCUUCCGUACCUUUGAACACUUUCUAAAGUCAUUGCUAUCAAGUCUCCAGAAUGUAGCAAACUUUGACCCCAAGACACACUUCGUUUUUGAGACACACAUUUAAGGUGCAACAUUUUAGUUAGAAAUCAGCAAAUAAUAAGCCUGGAUUGAGUAAUAAACUGUCCUAUGGACUCAAGUUUUUUUCUCGCAGACCCGAGAUCCUAAUGACAAGUGAUGUGGACUUGCCGCAUCUAUCAGCUCUGCCGUAUCAAGACGUCCAUCCUGGGCGCUUUGUGUCUAAUGACGUGCGCCGUCUUUCUUCUGCUCGCCCUGGGCGAUGAGUUCGCGAGAUAUACGCGCCCCAGGCACGGAAUCAUGUCAUCAAGUCCGGGCGUCGGCCUUACUGCUUUAACAUUUGACACCGACAAUAAACUGCGAUCACGGCAUCCUUUAGAACAAUCAAACGUUACGGGUGGUGACUUCCUGGCCCUGAUUCGCAGUCACAACACUGGUAAGGGGAAACACGGCGCCCCCGCCGACACUUCCUCCUCCUUCAGGUGGGCUUUACCUGAUCUGAAGCGGUCCUCAUCUGAAGGGAGGGAAGAGCUCAACCAGCGAGAAAGAAAAGGUAACUCCAGGCCUGGUGUGAAAAACGGUUCCCUGAGGGCGCAACGUAAUACUGUUUCAAAGGAAUCGCAGCAAAAGGUAGCCAAUGCUACGUUUCUAAGGCAACCAAAGCAGACCGGAAGUGUAGCUCAAGUGACAGAGUUCAGAUCCUCAGCCAGUUUUGAUGAAUUGUUCAGUGGUAUUUACUGGUCGGACGCUGUGGAAACUCUAGUUCCUAAAGGUGUUGGUCAAUAUGAAGCUGACCAAUGGAUUAAGAAGUGUGGUCACUUGAACAUCAAACACUUGGAACCAGCUACAGAAGAAAGAUGUGGAAGACAGAAGAACGGUUUCGCCACAUUUGGUGACGGCAGUAAAAUGUGCGUUCGAUACCGCGCUCCGAGUAACAGGUUUAUUCAAGGUGAAGUCCUGUCCUACUGGCUGUCUCGUUACAUGGAACUGGACAAUGUCCCUCCCGUGGCCAUCUCCGCACUCAACUCCAGCCAGUGGCAAACUCACGGAGAGAUGAUGAUCUCGCAUCUGAAUUGGUCUCCUGAUGAAUAUGUUGGACUGAGCAUGUGGAUUGAGGACAUUGAUAACACGCAUUACAAAACGUCACGUGUGUUCAUGCCUGAGCCAAUCCUCAAAGCGCUGAAAACGAAUGUCCCGGUCAGCAGACACAAUCUUCAGAGCUUCUUACAGCGCAGCGCAAACACAGACGCCACCGGAGAGCAGGGGCGCGUCAGACCGAUGUCACUUAGCAACAAAAAGAUGCUGGAUGCCGUACUGGCUUUGGUUCAAUGGGGAACCAUGAUCUUAUUCGACUAUUUAACUGGGAAUUACGACAGGGUGUCCAGCAUGCUGGACGGGGCAGAUAAAGAUAAGAAUCCAGAAAUUCUCCAGGAACCUAUAAGAAACCUGAGAAGAUCAAAAUACGGAGGUGCCAAGCUGUGGAUGGUGGACAAUGAAAGCGGUUUCCUGGAGGCCUACGAUCUUAUGUAUGGUCAGCUGGACAACGGUCGAAGAUAUGUCAAGUUCCACGAACAGAUGCUGCAGACGAUGUGUCUGUUUCAGAAGAAUGUGACAUCCAAAUUAGAAGAGUUACACAAUAUGGCACAACCUGAAGAGUUUCUAAAAAACUUUGCAGCUGGCCGUGACCGUCUGCUCCUUAAAAUAGAAGAAAGUGAGAGUUUCGAUAGUUUUAACACAAAGUUUACUAAAAGACUCAACUCAGUGAUUCAAUGGAUACGAUAUUGUCAUAGACUAAAGGUGAAUAGUGGUGAUAUUAUACCAAGUUGAAGACAGCCACGGAUAACCUAUUUGAAUUGAAGUCAGUCCUUGACGUCACGAAGAAGACCGAAGACUUACAGCUGUAGUUGUGCUGACAACACGGUAGCAAGACUCGUACAUUUCUGGUUUAAGAUGUCUAAGAAUGGAAAAAUAGUCAAGUUCAAGUUCACUCUACCCCAACCAAAGACUGCCACCGAAUGCACAGGUUCAUGUAGCGAUCUACCUAACCACAGCAACAACCGAAAAGUAAUCUUUUCCCUGGAUAGCUCUUUCUCCAAACUUGCUAGAUUAUGGUCUCCUUCUGUCGCGAAACGACAAUGGAUCAUCUCAUGGAAAUGGUCAGAACGAUGUCGCCCACACAUCAGCCCCCCCCCCCUCUCCAAGCAGCGGAUAUAUCCAAAGGAACGGCAAGUGCUGAUACAGUUUGGGGUCAGCGGCAACGCAGGCUCUGUCAGGGUGUAGCACUGAGUACUGCAAACUGCCUUAGGGUCGCUAGAUAGAGUGCAUAUACUGGACAAGGGGAGAAAAAAAAUUUGCCUUGUCCACAACAAAACUGCAACAUUUUUAUGUAUUAAACCAUAAUUGGUUAUCAAAGGAGAAAUGAUAAUCUCAUGUCUAUCAUAUUUCCAUUAAUACCUGACCUCAAAUCAUUGUAUUUCCUACUGAUCUAUAAUCACACAAAGAAAAAAAAGGGACCGCAUAUAAUGUUAUAACUCAAUGAGAGGGACAGUCUAGUUCUGCAUAAGGCUGAAAUUAGACUUUCACGGACUCAUAGUUAAGCUUCGUCCUUCAGUUGGGUCUUACGCAGUCCGCGCGGCUGGUGGGUCUGUGUGUGCUUGCGUGAAAUAAAAAUGUGUGCUGGAAAACACUUAUAUUAUUGUUUCAUGUGGAUUGUUAUCAAUGUUAUUAAAAGUUUCCUUACACGAGA